Molecule: messenger RNA, 1097 nt
Organism: Fimicolochytrium jonesii
Lineage: Eukaryota; Fungi; Chytridiomycota; Chytridiomycetes; Spizellomycetales; Powellomycetaceae
Product: RIO1 family-domain-containing protein
Exons: 1
Coding region: 85-1080 (331 amino acids)
Biological process (GO): maturation of SSU-rRNA; protein phosphorylation
Cellular component (GO): nucleus; cytosol; preribosome, small subunit precursor
Molecular function (GO): protein serine/threonine kinase activity; ATP binding
Source: RefSeq, a predicted model, not a curated record
GUUUUGCAGACCAACGGCGACGACCAACAGGCGAAUAUCCCAACGACACCCCCCACUCAUUCGCACCACAAAGAAGCUGCAGCCAUGAGGUUAGAUCCAAAGCAACUACGCUACAUGUCAAACGACGAGUUCCGUGUCCUCACUGCAGUCGAAAUGGGCUCCCGCAACCACGAAGUAGUCCCCACCCAGCUCAUUUCCCAUAUCGCAAAACUCAAGUCCGGCGGUGUCACAAAAAUCCUCGGCGAGCUCGCCAGGACAAACCUGGUCGCUAGGAUCCAGAACGCAAAGUACGACGGGUACCGCCUGACGUAUGGAGGAUAUGACUACCUUGCAUUGCGGACAAUGUCAAAAAGGGGGUCGAUUUACUCGGUGGGCAACCAAAUUGGUGUCGGGAAGGAGUCGGAUAUCUACAUUGUGGCCGACGAGGAGGGCAACCAACGGGUGUUGAAGCUGCACCGAUUGGGACGAACGUCGUUCCGGAACAUCAAGGAAAAACGUGACUACCUGAAGAACAGGAACGCCGGUUCCUGGCUGUACCUCUCCCGCCUCUCAGCCAUGAAGGAGUACGCUUUCAUGAAGGUUCUCCACGAGAAUGGAUACCCUGUACCUGAACCCUUCGACCAAAGCCGUCACACGGUCGUCAUGGGUCUAGUCGACGCUUUCCCUUUAUGCCAGAUCCAGGAGGUCGAGAAUCCCGGCAAACUCUACUCCAAAUUAAUGGACCUGAUCGUCCGCCUAGCCUGCGCCGGACUGAUCCACGGCGACUUCAACGAGUUCAACAUCAUGAUCAAAGACGACGGCGAGCCCAUCUUGAUUGAUUUCCCGCAGAUGGUAUCCACGUCGCAUCGGAAUGCCGAGAUGUACUUCAACAGAGACGUGGACUGUAUCCGGACCUUCUUCAAGAAGCGGUUCCAUUAUGAGAGCAAGCUGUAUCCCAAGUUUGGCAGAGACGCGGAGCGCGAGUUCUCGCUUGACGUGCAGGUCGCGGCGAGCGGGUUUACGAAGAAGCAGCAGAAUGAGUUUGAGAAGGUAGGGGGCGGGAACGGAUGUGUUGCAGAGUUCAUCCAGCAUGGUCAUUAACCUGCGAAAUGUUUUGG